This is a messenger RNA of Dentiscutata erythropus, 549 nucleotides long. Lineage: Eukaryota; Fungi; Glomeromycota; Glomeromycetes; Diversisporales; Gigasporaceae. The record is from the annotation of a GenBank genome assembly.
AUGGGUGGAGUAGAGGGUCACUUAUACCAAUUAUCACUUAUGUUAACCCAGCGUGGACAUAAGGUCAUAAUAAUUACCCACUCUUACGGAAACCGUACUGGUGUUCGUUAUCUAACCAACGGUUUAAAGGUAUAUUAUGUACCACAUAUGGUUAUCUAUUCAGAAGCAACAUUACCAACAAUAUAUGGAUUCUUUCCAAUCUUUCGAAAUAUUGUUCUCCGUGAAAGAAUUAAUAUUGUUCACGGUCAUCAAGCGUUUUCAUCGUUAUGUCACGAAGCAAUAUUACAUGCUCGUACAAUGGGAAUGAGAGCUUGUUUUACUGAUCAUAGUUUAUUCGGAUUUGCGGAUGCGAGUAGUAUUCUGAUGAAUAAAGUGUUGAAAUUUACCCUUAGUGAUAUUGAUCAUGUUAUUUGUGUUAGUAAUACAAGUAAGGAAAAUACAGUUUUAAGAGCAGCUUUGACUCCUCAAAUGGUAUCAGUCAUCCCUAAUGCUGUGGUUGCAUCACAAUUUAAGCCGGAUCCCAGUGCACAAGAUAAAAAUUUUAGUUCG